Messenger RNA from Helianthus annuus (common sunflower), 792 nucleotides. RefSeq lists its product as uncharacterized. Bases 1 to 792 code for a protein of 263 amino acids. The record is from RefSeq and is a predicted model, not a curated record. The transcript has a single exon. Gene Ontology annotation, biological process: root development; shoot system development. Lineage: Eukaryota; Viridiplantae; Streptophyta; Magnoliopsida; Asterales; Asteraceae.
AUGGCUUCUACCUCUUCACCAGAUGAUACUCAUCAUACCCGAUCGACUAGUCUGCCAACCAGAUCACAUCCAAUCAUUCUUCAGGCUCAAGAGGAGAUCCAAAAAUUCAGAACUUGGGAGGCCUCCAUCUCAUCAGUCCCUACUGCAGAUACCAUCUGCAGCGCACUAACAAGGCUGCAAGUAUUGUAUGAAUGUGUCGAUAGUGUUCUCAGUUUGCCACUGACCCAACAAGCUCUUACUCAAAGCCAAUACAGAGAAUUGGUCAAUGGGUUGUUGGACAAAUCUAUAAGCCUUAUGGACAUAUGUGGCUCUACAAGAGAUUUGGUCUCACAAGUGAAAGAAAAUGCUAGAGAUGUUCAAUCUGCCCUUAGAAGGAGAAAAGGAGAGGUAAGUUUAACCACUUCAUUUAUCAAGAACCUGAAGAAAGACGCCAAAAAAGCUAUCACAUCUUUGAAGCAAAUUGAUGAGAAGAUUGGGGACAUGAAGCCCCUAGAUCUAGAUCAACACCUCUUAUCGGCUAUUAAAGUAGUAAGAGACGUUGGAGUCGUCAGAUCAUCUGUAUACAGGUCACUGUUGUUGUUUUUAUCUGGAUCUGUUGCAAACCCGAAGACAUCAAGGUGGUCACUUAUACAAAAGUUGUUACACAAAGGAACAGCCCACAGAAAUGAUAAGCUUGAAAUGUCAAAUGAGGAUAUGGUGUCCCUUUUUCAAGAAAUGGAGAAUGGGUUGGAGUGCAUGUUUAGGAGUUUGAUCAAGACAAGAGCAUCUCUCCUUAAUGUUCUUUCUCGUUAA